Messenger RNA from Closterium sp. Naga37s-1, 894 nucleotides. The record is from the annotation of a GenBank genome assembly. Lineage: Eukaryota; Viridiplantae; Streptophyta; Zygnematophyceae; Desmidiales; Closteriaceae.
AUGCAAAAGGUAUGGAGCGCCAAAGGAUGUGCUGCUAAAACGGAAGGUGCUGUGAGGGGAGGUGCUGGGAUGGUGAAGGGAGGUGCUGAGAUGGUGAAUGCUAUGUUGGUAGGUGCUGUGAUGGGAGGUGCAGAGAUGGUGAGUGCUGUGAUGGGAGGUGCAGAGAUGAUGGUGAGUGCUGUGAGGGGAGGUGCAGAGAUGGUGAGUGCUGUGAGGGGAGGUGCAGAGAUUGUGAGUGCUGUGAGGGGAGGUGCAGAGAUGGUGAGUGCUGUGAGGGGAGGUGCAGAGAUGGUGAGUGCUGUGAGGGGAGGUGCAGAGAUUGUGAGUGCUGUGAGGGGAGGUGCAGAGAUGGUGAGUGCUGUGAGGGGAGGUGCAGAGAUGGUGAGUGCUGUGAGGGGAGGUGCAGAGAUGGUGAGUGCUGUGAGGGGAGGUGCAGAGAUGGUGAGUGCUGUGAGGGGAUGUGCAGAGAUGGUGAGUGCUGUGAGGGGAGGUGCAGAGAUGGUGAGUGAUGUGACGGGAUGUGCAGAGAUUGUGAGUGAUGUGAGGGGAUGUGCAGAGAUUGUGAGUGAUGUUAGUGGAUGUGCAGAGAUAGAUGUGAGUGAUGUGAGGGGAUGUGCAGAGAUUGUGAGUGAUGUGAGGGGAUGUGCAGAGAUAGAUGUGAGUGAUGUGAGUGAUGUGAGGGGAUGUGCAGAGAUAGAUGUGAGUGAUGUGAGGGGAUGUGCAGAGAUAGAUGUGAGUGAUGUGAGGGGAUGUGCAGAGAUAGAUGUGAGUGAUGUGAGAAGGAGUUCCUGGCGGGGAGGGCUUAGAGGGGAGGUGCUGGGAGCGGGGCAGCUCGGGCUAGGUGGCAAGGAAUGUUUGCCUGCAGUUCAUAGGGGGGUAGCAGGGGAAGAGUAA